CAAGUGAAAAGGAAACGAAAAUGGCAGACUUUAUCCUCUAUAAGCUUCAAUUAAUCCAAUACGAAUAGUAACAGUUGUAUGGUAUCGCCGCCGAAGAUGGCCGCUAGCAGCGAUCCCAACCCUGAGGGUUCCGAUGAGCAACAAAAACGAUCGGAGAUAUACACUUACGAGGCGCCCUGGCACAUCUACGCCAUGAACUGGAGUGUGCGCCGCGACAAGAAAUACCGUCUCGCUAUCGCCAGCCUUCUUGAGCAGUACACUAAUCGCCUUGAGAUUGUCCAGCUCGAUGACUCCAACGGCGAGAUCCGAUCCGACCCAAACCUCUCCUUCGAUCAUCCCUAUCCCCCAACCAAGACCAUCUUCAUCCCCGACAAGGAGUACCAGAAACCCGAUCUUCUCGCCACUUCCUCUGACUUCCUCCGCAUAUGGAGGAUCUCCGAUGAUCACUCCCGCGUCGACCUCAAGUCCCUCCUUAAUGGCAACAAGAACAGUGAGUUCUGCGGCCCUCUUACCUCUUUCGACUGGAAUGAGGCGGAGCCCAAGCGAAUCGGAGCCUCCUCAAUUGAUACCACUUGUACUAUCUGGGAUAUCGAGAAGGAAACGGUGGAUACCCAGCUUAUUGCCCAUGAUAAAGAGGUUUAUGAUAUCGCCUGGGGCGGCGUUGGUGUUUUCGCUUCCGUUUCUGCUGAUGGGUCCGUUAGGGUUUUCGACCUUCGCGACAAGGAGCACUCCACUAUUAUUUAUGAGAGUUCGGAGCCCGAUACUCCGCUUGUACGGUUGGGGUGGAACAAACAGGACCCAAGAUACAUGGCCACUAUAAUUAUGGACAGUGCUAAGGUGGUUGUUUUGGAUAUCCGCUUCCCUACACUGCCGGUGGUUGAGCUGCAGAGGCACCAGGCUAGUGUCAAUGCCAUAGCCUGGGCACCCCACAGCUCUUGCCACAUUUGCACCGCUGGUGAUGAUUCCCAGGCCUUGAUUUGGGACUUGUCCUCCAUGAGUCAGCCUGUGGAGGGUGGACUUGACCCGAUCCUCGCCUACACCGCUGGAGCCGAAAUCGAGCAGUUGCAGUGGUCAUCUUCCCAGCCUGAUUGGGUCGCCAUCGCCUUCUCCACCAAGCUUCAGAUUCUCAGGUUGUGAGAGAAAGAGAGGUGCAGAUUCAUUUUUUUAGAACGCUUGGGAAGCAUUGAUUUAUGGACCUUGAACUGAAACACAAGAUCAAGACAGCCACUCUUUGCGGUUUGGUUUACACAACAUGUUCUUUGUUGUUCUGUUGGACAAGAUGAGAGUGUUUUCAGUUUCUCUGGUUUUCUGCAAAGUUUAAUUAGUUACUAUAAAUGUGAUAAACGAUGGGCAUGAAGAUGGGUGGGGUACCCUGGGCUGCUUUGAGAUGCUUGUGUUUGUGUUAAUGUUGAACUAGCUUUAGCCAUAGAAUUGUUAUGAACAUGACUGAGUUCUCGAUUGAUCGAUGGAAAAACAAAUCAGUUAUAACCUUGCAGGUGGAAGGAUAGAAGACAAUAUAGCAAUGACAUCAACGGCCAACUACAUGAUUGAAGGACACCGAUUGGUUCAUGUAGAGUGAAAUCUAAUGGCAGUAUAGUUGUUAAGGAGGGAAAUUGAAAAAGAUUGUGGGGGUUAUGAGGAU
Hibiscus syriacus is the source of this 1642-nucleotide messenger RNA. RefSeq names its product WD repeat-containing protein LWD1-like. The coding region runs from base 79 to 1137 and encodes 352 amino acids. Gene Ontology annotation, molecular function: protein binding. Gene Ontology annotation, cellular component: nucleus. NCBI's taxonomy places the organism in Eukaryota, Viridiplantae, Streptophyta, Magnoliopsida, Malvales, Malvaceae. The transcript has 2 exons. The record is from RefSeq and is a predicted model, not a curated record.